This is a messenger RNA of Ailuropoda melanoleuca (giant panda), 961 nucleotides long. RefSeq names its product ADP-ribosylation factor GTPase-activating protein 1-like. NCBI's taxonomy places the organism in Eukaryota, Metazoa, Chordata, Mammalia, Carnivora, Ursidae. Gene Ontology annotation, biological process: regulation of ARF protein signal transduction; regulation of endocytosis. Gene Ontology annotation, cellular component: Golgi membrane. The transcript has 3 exons. Gene Ontology annotation, molecular function: GTPase activator activity. The coding region runs from base 159 to 644 and encodes 161 amino acids. The record is from RefSeq and is a predicted model, not a curated record.
GUUACAACAGCCUGACUGGAGUUAGCUGCCCCCGCGCCCUCUCGCUCUGGGGAAGAGAGGGUCACACACGGCUGCUUCCAUGGGUCUUUUCAGUGUGUGCUAUCCUUUGUCAGAGACGGGCGACGGUGGGUGUUCUGCUGACAGCACUGUUUUAACCCAUGCAGGUGAAAGAGGGAAAGAUUUUUGAUGAUGUGUCCAGUGGGGUCUCUCAAUUGGCGUCCAAGGUCCAGGGGGUUGGCAGUAGGGGAUGGCGGGACGUCACCACCUUUUUUUCUGGGAGAGCAGAGGACCCGUCGGACAGACCCCUGGAGGGCCAGAGCUACCAAAACAGUGGUGGGGACCACCCCCAGAACCGUGCCGUGGACCUGAGCUUCUGGGAGACCUUCGGGAGUGGUGACCCUGCCAAGGGCCACAGGUCCCCGAGCAGCGACAGCUGGACGUGUGCAGACGCCUCGGCCGAGAAGAGGAGCUCGGACAGCUGGGAUGUGUGGGGCUCGGGCUCCACGUCUAACAAUAAGAACAGCGACCACAGCGACCUUGGGGAGGCCUGGGGGGGCGGCGGGGAGGGCAGGGCCAAGACCACCAGAAAGGCUGCGCAGCCUGCCGCGCCAGUAGACGAGGGCUGGGACAACCAGGACUGGUAGGCCUGCUGCGCCCCGGCCCCGGCAGCUGCAGCGGCCCCCGCGUCUGCACUUUGCCCUCACACCUCCUCCCAUCUGACCCCAGAAACCAGCCGUGGCGUGAAGACAGCACCUCGGGUGGGAGCCGGGGUGCGGCAGAGGCUGCGUGCUGCCUCGCAGCCCGUGUCCCGGCUCGCCUAUGGUUCUCAGGCCGCCCGUGGAAACCUGGCCAGGGUGACACGGAGGGCAGAGUCUGCUCCUGGGGAGGCGGGCUGCGCCAUCAUCCCCAUAACACCCUCUCUAAUAAACCCUCCCGAGUGGCUGCCUCACGGCCUGUGCCA